UCCCCAACUCCGCCUCGCCGCCGAAAAAUCUUCAGAGGCACAAAAAUAUUAAUAAUAAACAACGGCAGGCCCAAGAAGUCUGGAAGACAGGGAAAGAGCACAGAGCCAGACUCAGCGUGACAAUGGCCGCCACGUUCCAUCUUGCGAGUCUCGCCACUGUAGCUCUCUCUGCUCCUCGAACUGGCACCCUCUAUAUUUCUUCUUCUUCAUCUUGCUUUUCCCACCGUUCUUUUCAUUUGAGCAAUCGCCGUAAUACAAUCACCAAAAGCAGCAAGAGUUUCAGCUUCAGUGUUGCGCGGAGGUACAAGCCUAUUUUGGUUCGAGGUUUGGCGUCUUCGUUUGGAUCUCGUUUGGAGGAGAGCGUGAAGAAGACAGUGGCGGAGAAUACGGUUGUGGUUUACUCGAAAACGUGGUGUUCGUAUUCGUCUGAGGUGAAAUCGCUGUUCAGAAGACUUGGCGUGGAGCCAGUGGUUUUUGAAUUGGAUGAAAUGGGUCCCCAAGGGCCACAACUGCAGAAGGUGCUGGAAAGGCUCACUGGACAACAUACCGUCCCUAAUGUUUUUAUAGGUGGUAAACACAUUGGCGGUUGUACAGAUACUCUGAAGCUUUAUCGAAAGGGUGAACUUGAACCUUUGCUAUCAGAAACCAGUGCCAAAAAUACACAGAGCUAGCCCCCCUGAUGCACAUCACUUGAGAAUAUAAUUUCCUCAUCAAACAAUUUGGGACUCCAUAACAAAAUAUUCCAUAUGUGCAAGAUUUGUUUUUAUUGACAUCAACUUUUCACGUUCAAGUUCACUUCAUGCACCUCUUGUUCUAUAUUGUAUAUUGAGGACAUGGAAGUUUCUGUACAUAAUUGUGUGUCCCUGUUGCUAAGUAUAUCAACACCAGAAUAUUUGAAGUUGGCAGUGGGAAGCUUUUAUGCAGUUGAAACUGUUUGGCUUCAUUUAUCAA
Messenger RNA from Malania oleifera, 951 nucleotides. Its product is annotated as glutaredoxin-C5, chloroplastic-like. The record is from RefSeq and is a predicted model, not a curated record. Gene Ontology annotation, molecular function: glutathione disulfide oxidoreductase activity. Gene Ontology annotation, biological process: cellular response to oxidative stress. Bases 123 to 671 code for a protein of 182 amino acids. Gene Ontology annotation, cellular component: cytoplasm. Lineage: Eukaryota; Viridiplantae; Streptophyta; Magnoliopsida; Santalales; Ximeniaceae. The transcript has 5 exons.